AUGGAUACUGCAGGCGAUAUAAUUCAACAAUCAGAGCCCAAUAAAGAGCUUUCAUCGGAUCUAGUGAAAAUAGACGAUACAAACCAAAGUUUAUCGACUUUAGGCGGUAUUCAUGAGCACACUCAAUCAUAUCAAUCUAGUUCGAAAUAUCACAGUUAUAAAAUUUUUGGUGCAUUUAGUCUCUUUACAAUUAUAUGUAUGCUUGCUGGAAUUCUGGUUGUCUAUUUUACAACACCGAAUAAAACAAAAAACAUAUGUAAAUCAGUUAUGGACACAGUUACUGAUCAGUUGCUGAGUCAGGAUUCUCAUCCACAAUUUCUUCUCACAUUUGAUUUCAACAAUGAUACUUUGAUGGAUAUUGUCGUUGUUAACUCUGGUACAAACAAUAUUGGAAUAUUUUUUGGAAGAGCUAACGGAACAUUCACUGAGCAAACGACUUUUUCAACUGGUGUUGGUUCUCAGCCAUCAUCGAUUGCAGUCGCUGAUCUGAAUAACGAUGGAUAUUUAGAUAUCGUUGUAUCUAACUAUGGCUCUCAUACUAUUGGUAUUCUCUUUGGCAAUGCGAACGGAACAUUCAGAGAUCAGAUAACGUAUCCAGUUGGAUCAUCUCGUCCAUUAAAGGUAGCACUUGAUGAUCUAAAUAAUGAUUCAUUUGUUGAUAUAGUUGUUGUUAACAAUGGAACAAACAUUGUUGGAAUUCUUUUUGGAUCUGACAAUGCUACAUUUCAGAGUCAAAUUCAACUGUCAUCCACUUACGAUUCACUACCAACAUCAGUCAUGGUCGAUGACUUCAACAAUGACAAUUUUCUUGACAUCUUUAUUAUUAAUUCUGGUCUUCACAAUAUCCAAUUGUAUCUCGGUGAUGCCAAUGCAUCAUUCACUAAUCGAAUAGUGACAUCGACAGGAAUAGGAUUUUAUCCGUUUGAAAUGAAUGCUAAAGAUUUCAAUCAUGAUAAUCUUUUAGAUGUUGUUGUUAUCAGUUCAAUUUCCAACAACAUUCGCGUUUAUUUUGGAAGUGUAAAUGGAACAUUCAUCGAAGACAAAACAUACUCAACUGGUUAUAAUUCGAAGCCAACAGGCGUUACUCUUGGUGAUUUCAAUCAUGAUGAUCAAGUCGAUAUAGUGGUUUGCAAUAGUGGUAUCAACAAUAUCGGUGUUUUUCUAGGUUUAGGAAAUGGAACAUUCAUGGAUCAAGUGACGUUUUCGACUGGUGUAAACUCUAAACCAUCGUCUGUGAUCGGUGGAGACUUUAAUAAAGAUCAACGAUUAGAUAUUGCUGUGGCUAAUUAUGCUACGAACAACAUCGUCGUUCUUCUUGCUUAUUCGAAUGCUACUUUCUCGAAACAAAAGACUUACACAUCUGACUCAGCAUUUGAGCCAAACUCAGUAGGUAUUGGUCAGUUUAAUAAUGACAGUCAUUCUGAUAUUGUGGUCGUUGACAAAGUUAAUAGCUUUAUUGGAACUUUGAUGGGCAACGGUGAUGGAACUUUUUCAAACUUGCGAACUUAUCUCAGUGGCAAUGAUAUACAACCAAGUGUAGUUGCUGUGGGUGAUUUAAACCAAGAUGGGUUUGAUGAUAUUGUAUUCGAUAGGAACGAUGUGUCGAGUUCUACUAUGUCUGAAGAAAAUCAGUAUGAUUACGAUUUUUAUUCAUAUUAUGGGCCUACAUUAAAUUUUGAAUUGAAUACCGACUCCUUAUCGAUUGUUAUUUGUGAUUUGAACACUGACACUCAUCUUGAUAUAGUGAUUGGAGCGAUAGGCAGCCGCAGUAUAAACGCGUUUUUAGGAGACGGUAAUGGAAAUUUCACAUCUGCAUUUCAUUCUGGAACUUCUGCUGCUUUCUCUGGAUUCACCAUUGCUGAUCUGAAUCAUGAUGGGAAACCCGAUCUUGCUGUUACUUAUUCAACUUACAGCAAUUCUUACGGCGCGACGGGCGUACUUCUCGGGAAUGGUAAUGGUAUUUUUUCUAGUGAAGUGCAAUACUCUACUGGUUAUUAUCCGCUAACAAACGCUGUUGUUGCCAGUGAUAUAAAUGGUGAUAGUUUUAUUGAUCUGAUUGUCGCCAAUUUAUGGGCUAAUAAUGUGGGUAUUUUUCUCGGAUAUGGAAAUGGAUCAUUUCAGCCGCAAAAAACUUAUACUACGGGCGCCGACUCGCAUCCAGCUUUAGUUUUUAUUGGUGAUUUCAAUAAUGACAGUAUCGUGGACAUUCUUUUCAAUUCUGAAUCAGAGAAAGCAAUUGUGAUUUAUCCGAACUAUGGUAAUGGAAGUUUUGCUGAUCUCAUCUUCUAUCAAACUAGCACUACAUCGCGUCCACAAUCAGCUGCUAUCGCUGAUUUGAACCGUGACACUUUGUUGGAUGUUGUCGUUGUUAAUUCGGAUGAUAAGAACAUAGGUGUUUUUCUUGGCUUUGCAAAUGUAAACUUUAUGAGUGCAGUGACAUAUUCGACUGAAUCAUCUCCUGGACCACGUUUCAUUGUUACUGAUGAUUUCAACGAAGAUCAUCGGGUAGACUUUGUUGUCACUAACUAUAUCACCAAUAAUAUUGAAGUUUUCUUGGGUGAUGGUCGUGGAAAUUUUCCUUUUCAGAAUCAUUAUUCAACUGGUUCAAUCUCAUCACCCAUCGCUACUAGUGUGAAUGAUUUCAACAACGACCAACAUCGAGAUAUCGUCGUAGUCAAUUCAGGCACUGACUCUUUUAGUAUUUCAUAUGGCGAUGGCCAUGGGAGUUUGCGAGAACAAAUCAGUUAUUCGCUUUCUGUUGAUUCUAGUCCAUAUUCAGUUGACAGUGGAGAUUUCAAUAAAGACAAUCAACAAGAUAUUGUGAUUGCUAAUUAUGGUAGUGACAACGUGGAAGUACUCAUUCAGUUUAAUACGGGAUACUUUGGAAAACCAACGUUGUAUUCCACAAGCCCAGGCUCCACUCCGCAGGGAAUUGCUGUUGGAGAUUUUAACAAUGAUAGUCGACUUGAUCUCGUAGUUGCUAACAAUGGAAAUCAAAAUCUUGGCAUUUUCUUUGGGAAAGGCAAUGGAACAUUCUUUGACCAAAUUCUGUACUCUCCGAGUAGUUCAUUUCUUCCUGUUUCUGUUGCUACUAGUGACUUCAACAGUGACGACAUGUCAGAUGUUGUCGCUGUUGACAACGCGAAUCAUGUUGUAUACGUUUUAUUAUCACUUGGAAAUGGAAAUUUUACUGUAUCAACGACUUAUGACACCUCAUAUAACACUUGGCCAACAUCGAUUUCCAUCGGCUAUUUGAAUAAUGAUUCGGAACUAGAUAUCGUUGUUGGUCAACUUUUCGGCGCACAGAUAUCAGUUUUUCUUGGCCUUGGUAAUGGUACAUUUUCUGUGUCAAAAGUGUUUACAAAUAGUGAUCAGGGUGGACCAAAUUUUUUCAUCAUCGCAGAUCUUGGCAAUGAUAAUUGUUCGGAUAUUGUUGCUGCCAAAGGUGGAGUUCACGUCAUUGAAAUAAUGUAUGGUAUGUGUGAUGGCACAUUCUCUAGACGGAAAACUGUACCAACUCUUCCAGGUGCACUACCAUCUUUUCUUGAUGUUCGUGAUCUCGAUAAGAACGGAUGGCCCGAUAUCGUUGUCCUCAAUAGUGCAUUGAGUAGUGUAACUGUGAUGUUUGGACAUAUUAACAAUUCUUUUGAUGAUCAAAUAACGAUGUCGACUGGAAAGGAUGCCCAAUCGUCAGCAGUUGUUAUUGUCGAUGUUAACGAUGAUGAUCUCGAUGAUAUCGCUGUUGUGAAUUCACAAAGCAGUGCUGUUGUUAUUUUCCUUGGUUAUGUUAACAGAACGUUUUUCAGUCAAAUCACUUAUUCAACAGGUUAUAACACAUACCCAGUAUCAGCUAUCUUUGCUGAUUUCAAUGACGAUCAUCAACUGGAUAUGGUUGUGUGCAACACUAAGAGUGAUAAUAUUGGUAUUCAUUUCGGAUAUUCUAGUACGAGUUUUGUGAGUUUACCAGCCUAUUCGACGGGAGUGUUUUCUCGACCAAUGUCUAUUGUGAUUGGAGAUUUCAACAAUGAUACUCAACUAGAUGUUGCUGUUGUCAAUUCUAGAACUGACAAUCUCAUGGUUCUUCUCGGAUCUACAUUUGGAACAUUCAUGAGCGAACAGAUAUAUUCGACAGGAAAUGGUUCUCAUUCAUGUUCGAUUGCAAUUGCUGAUUUGAACCGAGACAAUCAAUCGGAUAUUGUUGUUUCCAACAGUGGAAACGAUAAUAUUGGCAUCUUUCUGGGCAAGAGCAAUGGCACGUUUGCCAAUCAGAGCAUAUAUUCGACUGGUCUUCAGUCUCAACCGUCAUCCGUUCGUAUUGGUGACUUUAAUAACGAUACUUUGUUAGAUAUUGUUGUGGCCAACUAUGGCAGUAAUACAGUUGGUGUGUUUCUUGGAUACGGCAAUGGAAAUUUUUCUGACCAAAUCAUAUUCUCCAUUGGUUUCAAUUCUCGACCAUUUGCAUUAUCAGUAGCAGAUGUGAAUGAAGAUAAUGUGACAGAUAUUAUUAUCGGAAACUACGGAUAUGGAAGUAAAAAUAUUAUCAUAAAACUAUGUUGA
This is a messenger RNA of Adineta ricciae, 4557 nucleotides long. The record is from the annotation of a GenBank genome assembly. Lineage: Eukaryota; Metazoa; Rotifera; Eurotatoria; Adinetida; Adinetidae.